ACUGGUUUUGCACGGCAUCGUAUUUAUUAUUAUUAUUUUUGUUGUCAAAUAUAACAGACAGACAUUAUGGAGUUUAAUAAUUGAAAAUAACAUAAAAGCAUACGCGAAGUGACGAUGACACUUAUUUUAGAAACUAAUUUACAAUAUUAUAAUAUUGGGCUGUAGACAAGCUUUUCUUAUUAUUUAGUCAUUUCAGAGAUUCAAUUAUAGACAUAAAGUCUAUCAAGAAUACUUAAAAGAAGGGUUGCCGGGGGGUCUGAAUAAAAGCCCGAAAUGAAGUGAACAGAGCCGUGCACCAAUUGCGGACAAUCAACUGAAUAUCAGAUCUUAUGAUUGGCGCUUCGAACCCACCCGGUAUUAAGCUGUCCAAUAACCCACGAUUUUACUAGUCAUCGGAUCAUUCCCCCAUGCAGAGUGAACGAGCUCUAGUGCAUUUACAACAACAAAGGAGUGUCAAAGUUUUCAAGACCCUCACAGCCAGCUGGCUUUAUAAUAUUGUAUCAUAUUGAUGCAGACUCCCAAUAUAUGUUCGAUUGUAAAAGUACCGAACAAGUCUGGUCAAUGCAGGGAAUGAUGAGAUUGGGAAGGAUUGGUCUGGACAGUUGGAAUUGAUGACCAUUGUAAGCGCAUGACUCAAAGAUGAUCCGGAUUGCAGCACUAAAUGCAGCCUCAGCCGCAGCGGAUGAGUCUGAAGACCCUCUGAAAACUAAAAAGAGUCGAACUAAGGAGGCACAGGAAGCAGAGGCAUUUGCUUUGUAUCAUAAAGCAUUAGAUCUUCAAAAGCAUGACAAGUUUGAGGAGUCUGCAAAGGCUUAUCAUGAACUCCUCAAAACCCCAUUGCUCAAAGAGGCAAUGCCCUCGGACGACCAAAAGGUGGGUCUUAAGCAUCCAGGGCUGAUGCUGAAAUACUCUACCUUCAAAAACCUGGCUAGUUUGGCUGCGCUGCGGGAUGAUUUGGAGACAGCCAUGGAAUUUUACUUGGAGGCUGUGAUGCUGGAUUCCACAGAUGUGAACAUGUGGUACAAGAUUGGUCAGGUGGCGGUGCGACUGUUGCGCAUUCCUUUGGCGCGGCAUGCCUUUGAGGAGGGUCUGCAAUGUAACCCAGACCACUGGCCCUGUCUGGAUAACCUCAUAACUGUUCUUUACACACUCAGUGACUACAGCUGCUGUUUGUAUUUCAUCUGCAAAGCCCUGGAAAAGGAUCAUUGUUACACCAAAGGGCUGGUGUUGAAGGAGAAGAUCUUUGAAGAACAGCCUUGUCUGAAGAGGGACUCCAUGCAAAUGUUCUUGAAGUGUGACAUGUCCAUUCACUAUGUGGAGGUGGAUGAGGAGGAGACCCAGGCCAUUGUGGAGGAGGCGAUGGAUCUGCGACGGCGCAGGCAGGCUCUCUCUGCCCGGGAACCCAAACCAGACCUGGUCCUAGUCCAACCCAUCCGCUGUUUCUCGUGGAAGAAUGUUGGAGAGAGCCUCCUUGCCAUGUACAGACAUCAGACAACCUGCGAGCCGCCACGUCCAAGCCUGGGCCGCAGAAUUGACCUGUCCCAGUACCGCGACCCCAACUGCCUCCAGGCCUUGCCUCCUGAGCCCUGCCCUCCUGUCAGUGAUAUUCAGACCAUCCCCAGCAGCAGCCCCAGCUCCUCCCUGCCUCCACUUCCUGUCCCUGAGCCAUCAGCACUGUCCCAGCCCAGCCCUCUGGUUCAGAUCACACAGAGCCAGACAGUAGAGGUCAUUACAACUACAGCCCCCUCUGUUGCUAUGGACACAUCCUUCACUGUGAAGGAGAAGAAGGCCCCUAAGAGGAGACGCACAAUGGAGGACAGCGGAGACACUGCCAAGCGCCGCUCAGCUCGGGUCAGAAACACCAAGUGCAAGAAGGAGGAGAAGAUCGACUUCCAGGAGCUGCUUUUCAAAUACCUACCAUCCAGACUAAAGAAGUUUGACCUUGAGGAUGAUGACGAGAGCCUGAGUAACCUGGAAGCUCAGUGUGAAGUUAAGCAGGACUCCGAGCUGCUCCAUGGCAACAGCGGCAUGCUUUUAGACUCUAUUGAAUACAUGGAAUCAGAACAAGAGGAUGUCCACAACUUCCUGCUCAAUAAUAUGAGCAAUGGUGGGAUAUUAGAGUUGAUGAUGUGCUAUCUGAAAGCGGUGGGUCAGAAGUUCAUGGAGGAGUGGCCUCGGGGGCUGACUGCAGUGGUGCUGGAGGUGUAUCACAGCUGGAGGAAGCACAGUAGCGGCCUGCCCAACCCUCUGCUCCGCGACUGCAGUAAUCAACACAUACGGGAAAUGUUUCUGAUGAGCCUAUCAUGUAUGGAGCUUCAGUUGGAGCAAUGGUCUCACAGCAAAGGCAAAAAUGGGUCGCCGAGAAAGUGCAGUGGGGGCCAGAGCAGUGUUGUGUGUGAAGCAGAGUUCCCAGGGCAGCACUUUGAAGGGGACAUGUUACAGCUGGCCUUGGGAUCAUCACAGGGGUACUUGUUUGAGGACAACUGGGUGGCCGUGGUGGUACGUGUUUACUGGCUCAAGGCACGCUUCUUGGCCCUGCAGGGAGACAUGGACCAGGCCCUGGAGAGCUAUGAUGUGUGUACAGACAUGCUGCAGAGUCACGCACGGACCACAGAGGAGGACAAGUACACCAUCUACCUGCCCAACCUGCGUGUGGAUGCAGCCAUCUCAGUGGAGGAGAUUGAUAAGAAGCUGAAGUCUCUGGAGCGUUGUCAGUCCCUGGAGGAGAUCCAGCGUCUGUUUGAGUCUGGGGACUAUGAGUCUGUGGUGCGGCUGCUGCAGCCCACCCUCAGCUAUGGCUCUGGGCGGGUCAAGCCUCUGGAGUUUGUCAGCUCUGUUCCUGAGAGGCCUGCCCAGCUGCUUCUGCUGCAGAACUCCCUGUUGAAGCAGAAGGACUAUCGUCAGUGUCUGGAGUGCACCGAGGUGGCCCUGAACGAAGCCCUGCAGCAGCUCAACGCUGUCCCAGCCAGCUCUCACUCGGCCAAAGAGGAAUGGGUCUCCACCAUCACAACACUGCUGGGAGGCAUCGAGGUCUGCUUCACAGAGGACCUUCAACUCCUGAGCAACGUCAACCGCUACACCAGCAUGGCCCGGCUGGCCAACAACCUCAUCCAGCUGAUUGACUGCAUCAUGGUGAUCCCAGAUGAUCCCAAGGAGCCUAAUUUCUCCUCGGUCCUGCCCUGGAUUCUCCUGUACCACAUCAUCAAACACGAGGAGGCUGCUUUCAACUGCCUGCUUCGCCAGCACAUAUCAGUAGGGGACGAUGAAGAAGACUCUAACACCCCCAUGCUGCCCUCCUCCUUGAUGCUGCUCAACACGGCCCACGAGUAUCUGGGCCGCCGCUCCUGGUGCUGCAAGUCAGAUGGUGCUCUGCUCAAAUUCUAUGUUUGUGUUCUGGAGAAAGAGCUGGCUGCCUCCAAAGCGGAGGCCACCCAUCCCUACAAAGAGGAGUUGGAGAUGGCCUUGGAGCAGUGCUUCUACUGCCUGUACGCCUACCCCAGCAAGAAGAGCAAGGCCCGCUAUCUAGAGGAGCACUCUGCUCAACAGGUGGAACUCCUGUGGAGCAAUGCCCUCUUCAUGUUCCAGUACUUCAAGCCCAAGACUCUGCCUGAGUUUGACAGCUACAAGACGAGCACGGUGUCUGCUGACCUGGCCAACCUGCUGAAGAGGAUCUCUGGCAUUGUGCCCCGAAGUGACACUCCCAUCCUCACCAUGGAUGAGGUGUCAGCCUACAUCGAGGGCACAGCUGGGAAGGAGCCAGUACCUUGCCUUCCUGAGGGCGGCGCUCCAGCACCCCCUGUGGUCAAUGAGAUCUUCUACCUCCUGGCUGACUACCACUUCAAGAACAAGGAGCAGUCCAAGGCCAUCAAGUUCUAUAUGCAUGACAUCUGUGUUUGUCCAAACAGGUUUGACUCCUGGGCUGGCAUGGCACUGGCGAGGGCCAGCCGCAUCCAGGACAAGCUCAACUCUAACGAGCUGAAGAGCGAUGGCCCCAUUUGGAAGCACUCCCUGGCUGUGCUCAACUGCUUUAAGAGGGCCCUGGAGAUCAACAGCUCCAACCUGGCUCUGUGGAUCGAGUACGGCACCAUGUCCUAUGCCCUGCACUCCUUCGCCUCGCGUCAAGUCAAACAGUGGAGGAGCGAGCUGCCCCCUGAGGUCGUCAAACAGAUGGAGGAGAGGAGAGAUACAAUGCUGGAGACGUCGUCCCAGUGUUUCCAAGGGGCGUCUCGGUGUGAGGGGGAUAGUGAUGAGGAAGAGUGGCUCAUCCAUUACAUGCUGGGGAAGAUAGCGGAGAAACGAAAGCAGCCACCCCGGGAAUACGUCCAGCUCUACAAACAGGCAGCACAUUAUCUGCAUGAGGAGGCUGCCAGAUACCCUCGGAAAAUACACUACCACAAUCCACCUGACUUGGCUAUGGAGGCCCUGGAGCUGUACUUUCGUCUGAGUGCCACCAUCCUAAAGCUGCUGGAGGCUGAGGAACCGGACCUGGAGCACGAGAUCUUCUUCAACAUCCUGGCUGAGGCAGCCACCGGACCCUUCGCCAGGGGGGAAGAGAAGAGCAUGCCCAGGUCCCACGAAAAGGAGAAGCCCCUCUUCAUGAUGGACGAGGACUCCCACUGCUCUGUGUCGUCUGUGUGCGCUGCGGCGGAUGUUCAUGGGGCCUCCCUCCCCUCCAACGCUGCAGGUCUGACAUCCCCACCUUACACGGCCACUCCGGUCGACCACGAUUACGUCAAACGUAAAACCCUCAGGAGGCAGCAGCAGACGUGGCAGCAGCAGCAUGAGGAGGAGCAGCAGGCUGAUGGUACAGUCCCAGUCCUAGACGCUGCUUCUGGGCCUCUGGGCCCUUCCUUCACUGGGCUGGCCACCCCAGAACUUGACCAUGAUUACUGCCUGCCCAGGUCUCCAAUGUGGCUGGCAUCCCUGAAUGAGCGCAGUCAGGACAGUGUGGUGGUGAUGCUGUCUGACUCCAACUCCACCCAGGAUGCCUUCACAGACCCCGCCAGCUCCCAGGACAGUAGCCAUGCUAAGCUACAGUCUCAGUCUGGGAAGGGCAGUACGUCUUCCUCUGAGAACACCACCCCCAUCAAGGAGGGCCAGCCUACAGUUGAAGACACAGGCUCACAUGGGGGAAGAAGCAAUGAGGGCGCGACUGUAAUCUUGCUGGAGGACAAAGAACAAGUCCAAGAAGUAGAAGACACCAUGUCAGUGACAGUACCUGAGGCUGAUGCCCAAAAGCCGACCAUAGAUCCCUGCCCUCAUGCACUGCCUGUUCCAUCCACCCCACCAAAGGUCUCGUCCACUCCCCAGGUCACCCCCCAAACCCCCACUCCUCAGGCCACCCCCCAGACUCCCGCCAGCGACGGGAAGAGCCGUCACCAGAGAUGGCCCGAGCCCCCUCCAGAGGUUGUGGAGGUGCCCAAGGCCCUCCCUGCUGAGCGGACAGAGCAGCGCCACAUGCUGGUGGAGAUGUGUGUCCAUGCUCUCUUCCUCUGCCUCAGCCGCUUCCCUCAGCACUACAAGAGCCUCUAUCGCCUGGCCUUCUUCUACACCAACAGCAAGACCCAACAGAAUCUGCGGUGGGCACGAGAUGUGUUGCUAGGAAGCAGUGUCCCAUGGCAACAGCUGAAGCACAUGCCAGCACAAGGACUUUUCUGCGAGAGGAACAAGACAAACCUGUUCAAUGGCAUCUGGCGUAUUCCAGUGGAUGAGAUUGAUCGGCCCGGCAGUUUUGCAUCUCAUAUGAACAGAUCCAUCGUUCUCUUGCUGGAGGUGCUGUCUCAGCUGAAGGACCACGACACACUGCUCAAAGUCUCUUUCAUGCUCCAGAGAACCCCUGACCAGGGAAAGAAGUAUUUGCGGGAUGUGGAUCGUCAGGUUUUGGCCCAGAGAGCAUUUUUCCUAGCUGUAAAAGUCCUGGAGGACAAUCUGAACAAACUCACAGGGGUGUCGGCGCAGCCUUCCAUGGAUGAGAUGACGACCACGGACACGUCCAACAGGCCCAGCGCAGAAGACCGCAGUCAAGCACUGCCUAAGAAGCCGGGGCUCACUGAGGGGACCCAGGUCAAUGCCCCAGGCCAUGACUCUGGGCUGCAGGAGCCCCCUCAGGCACAGCCAGCCCUGCUCACCAUCGACGGAGACAAGGGGGAUCAGCAGCAGGGAACUCCAUGUGGGAAGGUGGAGGCUGCUGCAGGGGAGGGGGCUAGAGCAAGGCCAGAGGAGCCUAUGGAGCUGGACACUGGCCACUGGGGGCGUCCCUCCAAGACCACAGACUCUCAGGGCAUCCAACCAGACACUGAGCCCCACAGAACUGUGUUGGAGCCUGGGGAGAAAGUGGCUGUGAGCAGCCGGGCACCAGAGCUUUCUCUGGAAGACCUGAGCAUCAGCUCCAGACAGCAGCAGCUCCAGGGCCUGGUAGUUAAGGGCCCAGUGUCAGCCAGUGGAGCAGAGCUGGGACAAGCCCAGGGGCCGCUACGCAGGCCCAGCAGGAAGAGGAAGCUCCUGGAUGACGUAGAGUCAGGCAAAACACUUCUGAUGGAUGCCUACCGGGCGUGGCAGCAGGGCCAGAAGGUUGUGACCUACAAUCUGGGGCGCAUUGAGAAAAUCAUGUCCGAGACAUACAUGCACAUUAAGCAGGUGGACGAGGAUGUGGCGCUGGACCAAGCAGUGAAGUUCUGCCAGAUACAGAUGGCCACGUCAGCACAACGACAGUCUGCCAGUGAUGCCCCGACAACACCUAAGUACUCCAAGGAUCACCGCGACAUCUUCUUCCCUGCCUCUCUGCCCACCCCGGUCCUGCUCAGUCACGCUGCCUGCCACCCCCUGUCUGUCCAGGAUAGCCAAGCCAAACUCCAGUACGAGCCCCUUGGCAAGGUGCCCAGACCUCCAGCCAGCGGCUCCCACGAGCAUUGUCAGCCCCAGCACAGGAGAGCCCCCCUGCCUAUCCACCCUGCUUCAACUAUGGCCUUCCACCCCCAAACAGAGGAACGUGAGGAGCCCCCAGAGGGACUGUCCUACAGACAGCAGGAGUCUCAUCUUUGCCAACAAAUGAAGUUGGCCACUGUGUCCCCAGGGCAGGAGGCUGCAGGCUGGUACCAUGAUGAGCCUGCUUCCUGUAGUGCCACACAACCUUGCUCAGACCAGCAGCUAUAUGGCAGCAGUGAGCAGUCCAAGAUGUCGGACCCUAGUCGUAUCCGCUCACGCAUCCCCCCCAACAUGCCAAAGCUCUUCAUCCCCUCCACCGUCACCAAGUUCCCCCCGGAGAUCACCGUCACCCCGCCUACUCCCACCCUUCUCUCCCCCAAAGGAAGUAUUUCAGAGGAAACCAAGCAGAGACUCAAGAACGUGAUCCUGUCCUCCCAGUCGGCGGCCACAGUGAAGAAAGAGACGCUGAGCCAGCCGGCCCUGGAGGUGCAGGAGACCUCCAGCCAGGAGUCCUCUCUGGAGAGUGAAUCAGACGAUGGGGAUGAGGAGGAUGAUUACAUGGACAUCUGAGCCACUGCUACAAGACUGAACAAACCCAGGCCACUCCUUGGAGCUGGACCUGCCUACCAUCAAGCCCCUCCACUUCCUCCCUUGUCUUGAAAAGAUGGAAUGGUACAUGUCACUGCAGCUAGUGUCUCUGUGUUGGUGCAGUUGGUCUAUCUUGUAAUUUCAAGCUGUCUUAAUGGAAAAAAGCUCUUGAAGUGAAAAUGUGCAAAUGCGCAAUGUUCUGCUCUUGACACUGGAUGACUGGGGAUGUUUUUCGUUUAACAAUAAUUUUGCUAAGUGCCAUUUACACUUAUCACACCUGUCAGCUAACCAAGCUCUCCAUAGUCUUUCACAUGAAAAUGGGAAAAGGUGUAGAAUGAUGAUCUACGCUUACUGUAAGUUAAAUGGUCAGAAUUGGUGGUGGAUUGUUGCUUUGUAGACACAUUCUUCGCAUGCAAUGCAGUUGGAAUCAUUGGCUGUGAUUUAUACAUCUUUCACACGUAAUGGGGACUAGAAUUUGGCCUGCUUUUACUGUAUGUUUCAACUGCAGCUAAAUCCUUGUUGUUGGAAUGCAACAUCCCACACUGAGGUGCUUCAACACGAUGAAAUGUGCCAUGGCAACAUAUCACAGGUGCCAGCCAACUUAUAUCCAUACACAUUGAUAUAAGAAUCUGAACGGCAAGAAAUCCACAUUUGUAUGUGACCUGCAUUUUCAUGGACACUAAGAUUUAAUGAGGACUGCAAACCAGAGUUUUAUAUAGGGCUCCUAAAGCAAUGUUGAGGACCCUACUUCUCCAAAGCCUAAUAACCUGUAGCAGAUUGGAUAUGUUUACACUUCCAAGUGGGAUGUCUUUGAUUUGUCUCUUGUUCAUGUUCUAUUUUUGUACUCAACUGUAUUCUAUCAAGUCUUGUUUGAUUUUGUCCUUUUGUUUCUCUGGGGAUUUGUAGCUUGGAGGACCCUUCUUUACCAGGAAGAGGUCCUGUCACCAGCAUUGCUCAGAAUAAUAGACAAAGUGAUGGUUUGGAUUAGUCUGAAUUAGCUUUUGUACAUAUCACAUUUCAAACAUAUUCUCAAAUGAAGCAACUCUUACGUGGUCCGGGUGUUUAUUUACCAUUGGUGUCAAGUGUGGAUGUUCCUAAUUCAGAGAAAAUGCCUUGGUAAAUAUGUUUAAAUUCUAUGUCAACUCAGAGGACGACAAUAGAAUGUUGUUUUUGUUUUUUUACAGAUUGUUUCUAUCAAAAGGAUAUUUACCAUAUGUUUCUUGUAAAUUGUCUUUAGAAGACUUUUUAAAAAAGGAAGAAAUUAUGAAGAAAUAAUUGUAAAGGACAUCGCCCGAACAAGUCUUGCUUGACUGACUACCUACCUGUAAAUGGAUGUUUGUAUUUUUUGGUGUAAAAUACUGUUUUGUAUUUCUGCUGCUGAGCUUCUUAUGGGAAUGUAUAAUGGCUGAGAGGUUUUUCUUCCUUAAACCUUGGCACAGGCUGGGGAGUUGUUAUUCUUUACAUAUUAACUUGCCACAUUAAAGAUGUCACAAACCAAAAAUAUACGUGAUACGCUUUUAUCUGGUCUUGGUGCUCUUUAAUUAUACUGGCUGUAUAAUUUCAGCCAGUAGUUUUGAAAGUAGCCCUCACAAGCCAAAACGGGUCCCUGAAAAUUGUGCCCAAUCGUGUACAACGUUAUCCAAUUCGUAUAUCAUAUGUUAUGAAUUCUAAUUCGUACAAUAUUUUUGAAAUUUGUAAGUGCUUAAGAUCCCAUUCAAUUUCUUUUAAUACAUAUUUUCAUUCCUUGGUGUUUUGAACUGAAAUGUUCUGUUUAUUUCCAUAUUUAGGUUAAGUUUGAACUUCAAUCCCCGGCAGCUAUAAUGGUAAUGUAUUUGUUGUAAUGGCUGUAUAUAGUUUCAAUCUGUUAGCAAGACCAGCUCAAUGUCACGUUCUACAAACUACAAUCUCAAGUCAAGUUUUGCCUAAACAAAACGAUCUGUGGCAAAGUGUCAAUUUUUCUGCCAACGUGUCCCCUUGUGUAUCAGUCAUGUUGAGACGACACCUUGUCCCGCUCUGAUAUUUUAGUCAAAGAGCUUGCACACUUGUGUGAAGUCCCAGACACGGUGGGAUAACUUCCAGAAGUUUCUUAUAAAGUGCUGUGAAUUUGUCAUUUACCCCUUUGCAAGGAAAGCUACAUUUGAGUUUUGUUAUGAGGUGGACCAAAUGUGUGCUCCCCAUCCCUUGAAAUAGUGAGAUCUGUCUUCUCCAUGCCUUGAUCAGGCUGAGGGGGUUGGUAAGUGAUUUCUUUCUUCAGUGUUUCAACCUCUGUCUCUGUCUGUCAGCAGGAAUAAGUUAAGUGCCUACAGUUGAAGUUGGAAGUUUACAUACACUUAGAUCGGAGUCAUUAAAACGUGUUUUUCAACCACUCCACAAAUUUCUUGUUAACAAACUAUAGUUUUGGAAAGACUGUUAGGAUAUCUACUUUGUGCAUGACACAAGUCAUUUUUCCAACAAUUCUUUAGACAGAUUAUUUCACUUAUAACACUGUAUCACAAUUCCAGUGGGUCAGAAGUUUACAUACACUAAGUUGACUGUGCCUUUUAAACAGCUUGGAAAAAUCCAGAAAAUGAUGUCAUGGCUUUAGAAGCUUCUGAUAGCCUAAUUGACAUCAUUUGAGUCAAUUGGAGGUGUAGCUGUGGAUGUAUUUCAAGGCCUAUCUUCAAACUCAGUGCAUCUGCGUGAUAUUAUGGGAAAAUCAAAAGAAAUCAACCAAAAAUUGUAGACCUCCACAAGUCUGCUUCAUCCUUGGGGCAAUUUCCGAACGCCUGUAGGUACCACGUUCAUCUGUACAAACAAUAGUACGCAAGUAUAAACACCAUGGGACCACGCAGCUGUCAUACCGCUCAGGAAAGAGAUGCAUUCUGUCUCCUAGAGAUAAACAUACUUUGGUGCAAAAAGUGUAAAUCAAUGCCAGAACAACAGCAAAGGACCUUGUGAAGAUGCUGGAGGAAACAGGUACAAAAGUAUCGAUAUCCACAGUAAAACCAGUCCUAAAGACAACCUGAAAGGCCGCUCAUCAAGGAAGAAGCCACUGCUCCAAAACCGCCAUAAAAAAAGCCAGACUACGGUUUGCAACUGCACAUGGGGACAAAGAUUGUACAUUUUUGGAGAAAUGUCCUCUGGUCUGAUGAAACAAAAAUAGAACUGUUUGGCCAUAAUGACCGUUUGGAGGAAAAGAGGGAGGCUUGCAAGCUGAAGAACACCAUCCCAACAGUGAAGGACGGGGGUGGCAGGAUCAUGUUGUGGUGGUGCUUUGCUGCAGGAGGGACUGGUGUACUUCACAAAAUAGAUGGCAUCAUGAGGAUGGAAAAUUGUGGAUAUAUUGAAGUAACAUCUCAAGACAUCAGUCAGGAAGUUAAAGCUUGGUCACAAAUGGGUCUUCCAAAUGGACAAUGACCCCUAGCAUACUUCCAAAGUUGUGGCAAAAUGGCUUAAGGACAACAAAGUCAAGGUAUUGGAGUGACCAUCACAAAGCCAUGACCUCAAUCCUAUAGAACAUUUGUGGGCAGAACUGAAAAAGUGUGUGCAAGGAGCAAGGAGGCCUGCAAACCUGACUGUUACACCAGCUCUGUCAGGAGGAAUGGGCCAAAAUUCACCCAACUUAUUGUGUGGAAGGCAGCCCAAAACGUUUGACCCAAGUUAAACAAUUUAAAGGCAAUGCUACCAAAUAAUAAUUGAGUGUAUGUAAACUUCUGACCCACUGGGAAUGUGAUGAAAGAAAUAAAAGCUGAAAUAAAUCAUUCUCUCUACUUUUAUUGUGACAUUUCACAUUCUUAAUAAAAGUGGUGAUCCUAACGGACCUAAGACAGGGAAUUCUUACUAGGGUUGAAUGUCAGGAAUUGUAAAAAAAAAAAAAAAAAAAAAAAAAAAAUUGUUUAAAUGUAUUUGGCUAUGGUGUAUGUUAACUUCCGACUUAAACUGUACCUAUAUUAUCUAUGUUCAGCCAUAGAAUGAAAAUGUAGUUUACCAAAACAUUACAUUUGAAACAAAUCCUGAAGAGCUUCACUGACUCCACAUUUUGUAGUUGAGGGAAUUCACACUGAUUUCAUAUUUUUGUGUGUUUUGCAGAGGAAAAGGGGAGUGUUGUCACUAGAUCAAUAAUAAUUUAGCCUGCUUUGGAUAAAAGCGUCUGCUAAAUGGCAUAUAUUAUUAUUAUUAUUACUGAUUAGGAACAUCAUACAGUGCAGUCAUGAAGUAUUCAUACCCCUUGACUUAUUCCACAUUUUGUUGUUACAGCCUGAAUUCAGCAUGGAUUAAGUAAAACAAAAAAGUAUAUACAUAUUACUGAUCUACACACAAUACCCCAUAAUGACAACGUGAAAAAAGGUUUGUAGAAACUUUAGCAAAUUUAUUGAAAAUGAAAUACAGAAACGUCUCAUUUACAUAAGUAUUCACUCUCCUGAUUCAAUACUUUAUUGAAGAACCUUUGGCAGUGAUUACAGCUCUAAGUACCUUAGACCUCUGUCAUUGCCUCUGUCAUUGCCAACAAAGGGUAUAACAAAGUAUUGAGAAACUUUUGUUGUUGACCAAAUACUUAUUUUCCACCAUAAUGUGCAAAUAAAUUCAUUAAAAAAUC
This is a messenger RNA of Oncorhynchus keta (chum salmon), 12088 nucleotides long. Its product is annotated as calcineurin-binding protein cabin-1-like. The record is from RefSeq and is a predicted model, not a curated record. NCBI's taxonomy places the organism in Eukaryota, Metazoa, Chordata, Actinopteri, Salmoniformes, Salmonidae. Bases 640 to 7494 code for a protein of 2284 amino acids. The transcript is spliced from 39 exons. Gene Ontology annotation, molecular function: protein binding; nucleosome binding. Gene Ontology annotation, cellular component: nucleus. Gene Ontology annotation, biological process: chromatin organization.